AUGGUACUAGCUGGGGACGCUGUACUCGUGCACGAUAAAAUGGUAAAGGAUAUGGAAAAGGAAAAUGGUAAAGGUGUACCUUUAUGGGCUGAGAAAUCUGAACCUAAUGCCACUAAUGACAACACUGGAGAGGUCAGGAGGGAAUUGCCAAUAGUAGUAGAGCCUCGAGGUAGUAGCAUUAAUGCUUCUUUGGAUUCUUUCACCCAAAUGAUGGCGGCUAUAACAAAGAUGAUAAAGAAUGCUCAGACCCAAGCUGAAGGCAGUGGAGGCACUGUUAUGGAUAAGAAUUUAAAGUUAUUCCAGUAUAUGAAGCCCCCAUCAUUUGUGGGAGGUGAAGCUAUAGAAGCAGAGGAUUGGUUAAUGAAAGUUGAGAAGAUUUUGGAGGGAAUGCUAUGCCCUCAGGAUAGAAGGGUUGCCUUAGCUGCAUAUGCUUUUAAUGGGGAAGCAGAAAGAUGGUGGAAAAGUCAGUUGGAAGGAACUUUUGGUGGGAGACCUAGCAACCAAAUAACAUGGGAGGAGUUUGUCAAAGUGUUUAGAGAUUGGUAUGCCUCCCAUCUAAUCCCUAAUGCAGAAGAGAAAUGCCACCGCUUCCUUUGUGGCUUGAGGGAUAGCAUAAGACAGCCAUUGGUUCCUUUGGGUAUUGAAGACUACUCUACAUUAGUUGAUAGAGCACGAAAGGUUGAGCUGGAUUAUCAGAGUACUCAGAGGAGAAGAGAUUUUCAGAAAAGGAAGAAUUCUGAAGAGGAUAUUCAAAGCAACCAGACUGAGGGAUCAAAUGGGAAGAAGCCCAAGUUUAGUUCUAGUGGAGGCAGUGGUGCAACUGUAAGUAAAGUCACUGAACCUUGUGCUAAGUGUGGCAGAUUACAUAAAGGUGAAUGUCUGAUUGGUUCCAACACUUGUUAUUGGUGUCAUCAGCCUGGACACAUUGCAAAAUAUUGUCCUGCUUUGACUCAGAAGACUUCAGGAGGAAUGAGAUCAAUUGAAGCACCUUCACAGAGGAAUUAUGAAAAGUCCAAGAUGAUAGAACCAUCAGUUGCGGGUUCAAUGCAAAAUCAAUCCAGGCAGAAUGUUAGACCACGAGUUUACAGUUUGACUCAGCAAGAGCCCGAUGGAUCUUUAGAUGCUGACAAUGACAAUUGA
Molecule: messenger RNA, 1140 nt
Organism: Dendrobium catenatum
Lineage: Eukaryota; Viridiplantae; Streptophyta; Magnoliopsida; Asparagales; Orchidaceae
Exons: 3
Coding region: 1-1140 (379 amino acids)
Molecular function (GO): zinc ion binding; nucleic acid binding
Source: RefSeq, a predicted model, not a curated record